UCAAUUCCAUCUUCAUGUGUAAACUUUGUAACUUAUUUUCACCAAAUCAGUCGGAAUUACUGUCCCACGUCUCUGAGAAGCAUACAGAAGAGGGGACUGAUGUGGACGACAUCAUUAUUCCGCUCCAACCACUAGCAGCACCCACAAAUAUAAGCAAAAAUGGAGAAGAGCUUCUUGUGCAGAAGAGAAAAAGGGGCAGACCAAAAGGGUCUACAAAGAAAUUCUGUGCGGAUGAAGAAGUGGCAGAGAACAGUAAUUCUGCUCCGAGCGAGGAAGCUCAGCCUGGCUCGGAGGAAGGACCAGAACCGGCCGAAGUCUCCCCAGGCAGUUUGGAGUGCAAGAAGUGCAGUCGGAAGUUCUCAAACACGCGCCAGCUGAGGAAGCACAUCUGCAUCCUUGUUUUAAAUGAAGGAGAGGAAGAUGGAGAUGGAGGUAAUGAUUCUGACGUUGACCUUGACAGGAAGGAAGACGAGCGAGAAAAACCUGCAAAGAAGCCCAGAGUUCAGAAAGCAGAGAAAACUCUACCAACUAAGGAGGCUGAGCAGGUUUCAGGAGCUAAAAAUCCUAUUAUAAGUGUGGUUUUGACAGCCCAUGAAGCUAUUCCAGGAGCCACUAAAAUAGUCCCUGUUGAGGCUACUCCUCAAGAAAGUGAACCCAAAACUCCAGAGACAACAGUUCAAGACUCUUCACAACGGAGAGGGUAUCAAGAAUAUGCCAUUCAGCAAACCCCAUAUGAACAGGCCAUGAAAUCAAGCAGGUUAGGCCCAACUCAGCUGAAGAUCUUUACAUGCGAAUACUGUAACAAGGUGUUCAAAUUUAAACACUCCCUCCAAGCACACUUGAGGAUUCAUACAAACGAAAAGCCUUACAAGUGUUCUUACUGUAGCUACGCCAGUGCAAUCAAAGCCAACCUCAAUGUUCACAUGCGGAAACACACGGGGGAGAAGUUCAGCUGCGACUAUUGCACAUUCACUUGUCUCAGCAAAGGCCACCUCAAAGUCCACAUUGAAAGAGUUCACAAGAAAAUUAAGCAGCAUUGUCGCUUCUGCAAAAAAAAGUACUCGGAUGUGAAAAAUUUAAUCAAGCAUAUCAAGGAAACACAUGAUCUUCAAGACAAAAAAGUGAAAGAUGUUUUUGAUGAGCUUCGUUUGAUGACACGAGAGGGCAAGAGGCAGCUGCUUUAUGAUUGCCAUAUUUGUGAGCGCAAAUUCAAAAAUGAACUGGAUCGAGACCGCCACAUGCUUGUUCAUGGUGAUGAACGGCCCUUUGCCUGCGAGCUCUGUGGUCAUGGAGCCACUAAGUAUCAAGCUCUUGAACUUCAUGUUCGCAAACAUCCUUUUGUAUACGUGUGUUCUGUCUGCUUGAAGAAAUUUGUUAGUUCUGUGAGACUCCGUGCUCACAUCAGAGAUGCGCAUGUGGAUUUGCCAGAGAAUUCUGUUUUUAACAGUUCUAUCAAUCAGAGUUUCUGCUUGCUUGAGCCAGGAGGGGAUAUCCAGCCAGAAGCACUUGGUGAACAGCCAGCACAAAGUGCAGAUGAAUUGAGUAUCAUGAGUACUGAUGCUAUUAACAUACCCAAACCAUCUGCUUGUGAAUCAAAGGCUGCUGAGGUAAACUAUAAUGGUCAGCAUAAUGGUGACUUAAAAGGCAAUAUAGACCCUUCCUUAGAAACUGAAAAUUCUCUGGCAGAGAAUGUUGCAGAGCCACUAAGUCAGACAUCAACAGACACAGCAGCCCCAAGCACUCAGUCCUGUGUAACAUCGGAUUGCUCUGGGAUGAAAAAUGGUACCUCUGCUCCCAGUGAGUUAAAAGUUUCUUCUGAAAAUGAAGAAGUUGUUAAUCACUGCAGUUCUGUGAAUAUUCAGGGUGAGGAAAUCCAACUUUUGUUGUUGGAAGACAAAAAUGUAAAUCAAAAUCAGGACAGCACAAUCGCUGAGAACCUUUCUGAAGAGAAAAUACAAUCUCUUUCCCCUAAUGAAUCAGAAACAAAUAAGUCAUCAAAUCAAAAUUCAACAGAAGUCCCUCAACCUCUGCCAGCACCAGAUUCUGAUGCAGCCAGCAGUUCACAGACCGACUCUGCUAACCCAGUUUCAACAAAUAAUCAGAGUGGAGCUGUUGCCUUUAUGCAGAUCUUGGAGAGCUUGCAGAAGAGGCAAAUGAGCACAGAGUUGUGUGAGAGGAUAAGGAAGGUUUAUGGAGACUUGGAAUGUGAAUAUUGUGGCAAGUUGUUUUGGUACCAAGUGCAUUAUGACAUGCAUGUGCGUACACACACUCGAGAACAUUUGUAUUACUGCUCCCAGUGCAGUUAUUCCUCAAUCACCAAGAACUGCCUUAAGCGUCACGUCAUUCAGAAGCACAGCAGCAUUUUGCUGAAAUGUCCCACAGAACAUUGUGACUACUCUACUCCAGAUAAAUACAAGCUCCAGGCACAUCUUAAAGUUCACACUGAACUGGACAAAAAGAGUUAUUCCUGUCCUGUGUGUGAGAAGUCAUUUUCUGAAGAUAGACUUAUAAAAUCACACAUCAAGACAAAUCACCCUGAGGUUUCAAUGAGUACUAUUUCUGAGAUUCUUGGCAGAAGAGUUCAGCUGAAAGGACUGAUUGGAAAACGAGCUGUGAAAUGUCCUUACUGCGAUCUUUAUUUUAUGAAGAAUGGAUCAGACCUGCAACGACACAUUUGGGCUCAUGAAGGUGUCAAGCCCUUUAAAUGUUCUCUCUGCGAGUAUGCCACUCGCAGCAAGAGUAACUUGAAAGCCCAUAUGAAUCGUCACAGCACUGAGAAAACACACCUUUGUGAUAUGUGUGGGAAAAAGUUCAAAUCAAAAGGCACGUUGAAGAGCCAUAAACUCCUUCAUACUGCUGAUGGAAAGCAAUUUAAAUGUACAGUAUGUGAUUAUACAGCUGCACAAAAACCACAGCUCCUACGUCAUAUGGAACAACAUGUCUCUUUCAAGCCUUUCCGUUGUGCACACUGCCAUUAUUCUUGCAAUAUAUCUGGCUCCCUGAAGAGGCAUUAUAACAGAAAGCAUCCUAAUGAAGAGUAUGUAAAUGUAGGUUCUGGGGAACCUGCAGCAGAAGCACUUAUCCAACAAGGUGGCAUUAAGUGUCCUGUUUGCAGCUUUGUCUAUGGUACGAAAUGGGAGUUCAACAGACAUCUUAAGAACAAGCAUGGUCUGAAGCUUGUGGAACACGAUGGGGAGACAAAGUGGGAGUUAACUGCUGAAGUUUCUGAAGAAUCAUCCACUCAAUAUCUCCACAUCACAGAAGCUGGAGAAGAUGUUCAGGGCACUCAAGCUGCAGUAGCUGCUUUGCAGAACCUUAGAUACACUUCUGAGAAUGGUGAAAGACUUGACCCAACAGCUGUGAAUAUCCUGCAGCAAAUCAUUGAGUUGGGUGCAGAAACUCAUGAUGCCACCGCAGUUGCUUCUGUGGUUACCAUGGCACCCGGGACAGUAACGGUGGUAAAGCAGGUAAAAGAGGAGGAGCAAUCAGCCAAUCACACUCUGAUGAUUCAAGAGACUCUGCAGCAAGCAUCAGUGGAGCUGUCUGAGCAGCAUCACCUGGUAGUCUCAUCAGAUGAAGUGGAGGGAAUCGAGACAGUGACUGUCUACACGCAGGGAGGGGAGGCUUCAGAAUUUAUAGUUUAUGUGCAGGAAGCUAUGCAGCCUGUGGAAGAACAAACUGUGGAACAAUCUGUCCAGGAACUCUAGGAAACAGUAUUCAAAGGGGAUGGUUACUUGAUUUGUCAAAGCCAAAACUUCUAUUUCUUUUCAUAACACAG
Messenger RNA from Tinamus guttatus (white-throated tinamou), 3778 nucleotides. NCBI's taxonomy places the organism in Eukaryota, Metazoa, Chordata, Aves, Tinamiformes, Tinamidae. The record is from RefSeq and is a predicted model, not a curated record.